UUGAGUUGUAGUCGUUGGAGCUCCUGAUGGUGACAUGACAAAUCAAACUGGAUUCUGAAAAACACACAACAAGACCAGUAAAAUAAACAGGUUUUUUCCAGGGGGUCUCCUGCACAAACAUUAAAAAAUGCACGGCCGAGUGAAGAUUAAAUCUACAGCGCAGCAGGAGGAGGAGAAAAGAAAGGAGCGGGAAAAGAAACUGAAGAUAUACGUGGCUGCACGAGAUGCCUGUUUCUCUAAGAGGAAGGAGGGAAUUUGGGACGACGAGGCUCUCCAGCUGACUCAGCAGCUACUAUCAUCCAAUCCCGACUUCGCAACCCUCUGGAACUACAGAAGAGAGAUCCUAAUGCACCUGGAGACUGUGAAGGAGGAGGAUGAAGUGCAAAAGAUUUACGAGGCUGAGCUAUUGUUUCUGGAGUCUUGCCUGAAAGUGAACCCAAAGUCCUACGGCAGCUGGCACCACCGAGGAUGGGUCUCAACCCGCCUGCCUCGGCCGGACUGGGCCAGAGAGCUGAGCCUGUGUGAUCGCUGCCUCAGCCUGGACGACCGCAACUUCCAUUGCUGGGAUUAUCGCCGCAUGGUUGUAAAGAUGUCCGGUGUGCCCGUGGAUCAGGAGUUGGCGUUUACGGAUCGUCUUAUCGGCUCCAACUUCUCCAACUACUCCAGCUGGCACUACCGCAGCACCCUGCUGCCGCUGCUCCACCCUGAGUCUCCUGAGCCCCCGUCACCAUGCCGUGAGCCUCCCCAGUCCUCCCCCCCACCUUCUCCACAAACCCACUCUCACCGCGUCUGUGAGGAGCAGCUCCUCAAAGAAUAUGAGCUCGUACAAAAUGCUUUCUUCACUGACCCCAACGAUCAGAGCGCCUGGUUCUACUACCGCUGGUUGCUCGGCAGAGCGGAGCGUGAGGAGAUGAUCAGCUGCGUGUACGUCAGUCGGGAUCAGGAGAGAGUGGCCGUCGCCUUCUCCAGGCCCGUUAAUGCGCAGUCUGUCGGCCUGCUGCUGGUGCUCGACGGUCAGCCCCAGAGAGUGGAGUGGAGGAGCGUUCACCCGCGCUUCAAACACAGCCCUGUCUGGAUUUGUGAUCUUCCUCCUGGAACGAUAAGCGACAUCACAAAUGAACACAACCUGACUGUGCACUGGACUGAAAAACACACUCACAGAGACUGUGCUCUGUACACAGGUCGGACUGAGAGUUGGUGCCGGGACUCGGCAACAGAUCAGGAACUUUUCAGGAGUGAACUGUCAGUAGAGAAGACUUCAGUGUUACAGUCUGAACUGUCAUCAUGCAACCAGCUACAAGAACUGGAGCCGCUUAAUAAGUGGUGCUUACUGACCAUUAUCCUCCUGAUGAGGGCGCUAGACCCUCUGGGAUAUGAAAAGGAGACACUUGCUCAUUUCCAAACACUGAAAGAAGUGGACUCCAUGCGCUCUGCAUAUUACGGUGACCUGUGCAGUAAGUUUAUGAUUGAAAACACCAUCCUGAAAAUGGAGUACGCUGAAGUGCGCGUCUUCAGUAUUUCUGACAAGAAUCUCACCACUUUAUGCCACCUGGACCAGCUGUUACUGGUCACCCAUAUCAAUCUGUCCUCUAAUCAGCUGCAGCGGCUGCCUCCUCAGUUUGCCAUGUUGCAGUGCCUGGAGGUCUUGGAGGCUGAUAAUAACUCCAUAGAAAAUCUGGAAGGAGUGUAUCACCUUCCUAAACUGGAGGAAGUCCUCUUGAAGAAUAACAAAAUUUCGACAUUGGCAGAUCUUCAGCCGCUGGCUUCCUGCCCCAAUUUGAAGCGCCUCGAUCUCCGUGGCAACCCUGUCACUCAGACGGCCAACAUUGAGUCGGAGCUGGCCGAGCUGCUGCCCUCAGUCACAGACCUCCUGCUCUGAUCAGACGGAGGGCAGGAAUCACUGCCAUCGUCGUCCCGUCGUUCAGUUGUCCUUCACAUUCUCUGGCGUGUUUGUUUGUGAAAGAGCAAGUGGGUGUUUUUCAAGCGUCUUGUGACUCUGUUUGUUCCUGGGAGACUGUCAAUCACACCGAUCUCCGAGGGUCUGAAGGCCUGAUGCCUCAGAGCAUACGUCAAAAACCUCUAACACCUUUGGCAAAAUGUCUAGAUUUGUGAGUGUGAGUGAGUGAGUGAGUGUGUAAUAACCAAUGUUGCAUUUUUUUGUGUGUGUGUAUGUGUGUGCGCGUAAGGAUGUCAUUGUUACAACACACCCAAAUGCAUGCGGAAACCCUGAUAAAGAAGUAAACCGACUGACUGUAUAUGGAUUGGCGUGCAGCAAUGCUGGCUUAUUGCUUAAAACGGUUGAAUUUGAAAACUAAGCUUGUAACUAAUAAUGAUCAGAGCAUCGCAUAGUUCUCAUACACAUUUUUUUAAAAGGUUAUGUAAAGCAUUUAAUAUAUGACACUAUACUGUUGCACAGUAAGUCACAGAUCCAGUAAUAAAACAGCACACAUUGUGUCACUGCCUUCCAAAAAA
This is a messenger RNA of Plectropomus leopardus (leopard coralgrouper), 2472 nucleotides long. NCBI's taxonomy places the organism in Eukaryota, Metazoa, Chordata, Actinopteri, Perciformes, Serranidae. The record is from RefSeq and is a predicted model, not a curated record.